This is a messenger RNA of Sphaerulina musiva SO2202, 744 nucleotides long. RefSeq lists its product as uncharacterized. The coding region runs from base 1 to 744 and encodes 247 amino acids. The record is from RefSeq and is a predicted model, not a curated record. The transcript has 3 exons. NCBI's taxonomy places the organism in Eukaryota, Fungi, Ascomycota, Dothideomycetes, Mycosphaerellales, Mycosphaerellaceae. Gene Ontology annotation, biological process: mycotoxin biosynthetic process.
AUGGGUUCAUCACAAACCCACCACCACCAACAACAACAACGUCGCGGCAAGAAUUUCGACCUCCGCGAUCUCAUCCUCGUCGCCUGUGGAACCUUUUUCGGAACCCUCGCAUUUCUCCUCCUUCUCUCCAUGAUUUAUUAUCAUUCUUCUUCUCCCCUCUCACCUCUUCGAAAAAAAGAUUUCCUCCCCAAUCUCCCUUUCAACACGAUCAAAAUCUGGAAUCAACAAGAUCAGUACGUCACAGACGAGAAUUGGAUGCAACAUUGGGAUGCAUUAUUAGGCCACGAUAUUGGAUUUGUGCAAGUUUCGCAUCCGGCACAAUUUGGAUUGCGAGGCGGGUAUCCGCUGCGUGGGAGUGUGGUUUUGGAUGAGAGGGGGAAGAGGGUUGAGAGGCAGCCGGGAGAGGAGGCUGAGGCGUAUUGUUUGUCGGUGAUGCAUCAGAUUCAUUGUUUGAUCAUGUUGAAACAAUCCUUCUCCUCUUCGACUCCAGUCAAUCUCACUUCCAAAGAAGGCAAACAUCUCAAUCACUGCUUCGACUAUCUUCGACAAGCCGUCAUGUGUUCGGCGGACAUGUCGUUGGAGAAAGCUCGAAUUGACGAACAGGGGAAAAUUGAACUGGCCGUGGAUGGAUGGGGAGUGGAGCAUAAAUGUCGGAGUUGGGAUGCGGUCGAGACGUUUGCUACCAAGCAUGGAUUCCGAACGGGAGUGGGAGGGUGGAAGCUGGAAGGGCAGGCUUUGGAUUGA